Diospyros lotus (date-plum) is the source of this 2160-nucleotide messenger RNA. Its product is annotated as protein PECTIC ARABINOGALACTAN SYNTHESIS-RELATED. The transcript has 11 exons. Bases 141 to 1799 code for a protein of 552 amino acids. NCBI's taxonomy places the organism in Eukaryota, Viridiplantae, Streptophyta, Magnoliopsida, Ericales, Ebenaceae. The record is from RefSeq and is a predicted model, not a curated record.
UAAGUGCGAAGAUUGCAAACGGUAUUGAAAUGGCGAUUGAGCUUGAUCGGAACUCACGUGGACUGUGCGACCCGCAAGACUAGACAUACAGAUACAGCGAGAUCUGGACAGAGAAGCUGGCCUACAGUCCGAAGCGAGCGAUGGCGGAGCUUCGCCACUCGAGCUCCAUGGGAAGCCGCGCUGUGUCGUCGUCGUCGCCGAAGAAGCGAGACGACGUAGCGUCGCCUCUGGUGCCGGAGAACCUGCCGGACGACGGCCACGACCGUCACUCCAGAGACCGAGUCCGCUCGUUCUUCUCAAAUUUCCAAUCUCUUUGCCCUUACUUUGGUGAUGAUAAUAGAUUUCACGUGUACAACUCCAAGAUCUCGCUCUUUAUCCUCGCUCUCCUUCUCCUCGCCGGAUCGAUCUCCGUUUUCUCAAUCCUGAAACGACUGAAUGCUCCAUACUUGUGCAAAAAAGAUGGCAUUACUCUUCUUUGCCCUCGAGUUAAGGAGUCUCCCUCACUUUGGGAGAAUCCUUAUUCAGCCACCACCUCAUGGAAACCUUGUGCUGAGCGGCGCAGUGGUGCAAUUUCUGAUCUUCCACCUGAGAAUGAAACAAAUGGAUAUAUAUUUAUACAUGCUGAGGGUGGUCUAAACCAGCAAAGAAUUGCUAUUUGCAAUGCUGUUGCUGUGGCCAAAAUAAUGAAUGCCACCCUUAUUCUGCCAGUGCUGAAGCAAGAUCAGAUAUGGAAAGACCAAACGAAGUUUGAAGACAUAUUUGAUGUAGAUCAUUUCAUUGACUAUUUGAAGGAUGAUGUUCGAAUUGUUCGUGAUAUCCCUGAGUGGUUUACUGAUAAGUCAGAACUCUUCAGUAGUAUAAGACGGACGGUAAAGAACAUUCCAAAGUAUGCCCCCGCACAAUUUUACAUCGACAAUGUUUUGCCUCGGAUCAAGGAGAAGAAGAUAAUGGCCCUAAAACCUUUUGUUGAUCGACUUGGGUAUGAUAAUGUUCCUCCAGAAAUCAAUAGGCUAAGGUGCAGGGUGAACUAUCAUGCCCUGAAAUUUCUUCCUGAUAUUGAACAGAUGGCCGAUUUAUUAGCAUCAAGAAUGAGAAACCGAACAGGCAAUUCAAAUCCGUACAUGGCUCUUCAUCUUAGAUUUGAGAAAGGGAUGGUAGGUCUAUCGUUCUGUGAUUUUGUGGGGACGAGGGAGGAAAAAGUUCAGAUGGCAUUAUAUAGAAAGAAAGAAUGGCCUCGACGGUACAAGAAUGGCUCCCAUCUCUGGUCACUGGCUCUGCAGAAGAGGAAGGAAGGACGGUGUCCUCUUGAGCCUGGAGAAGUGGCGGUGAUUCUCAGGGCAAUGGGGUAUCCUAAAGAAACACAAAUUUAUGUUGCUUCUGGGCAGGUUUAUGGUGGACAAAACCGCAUGGCACCACUCAGGAACAUGUUUCCAAAUCUUGUCACGAAGGAGGAAUUGGCAAGCAAGGAAGAACUGGAUGGCUUCAGAAAGCAUGUCACGAGCUUGGCAGCACUAGACUUCUUGGUCUGCCUGAAGUCUGAUGUGUUUGUAAUGACCCAUGGCGGCAACUUUGCCAAACUGAUAAUUGGGGCUCGCAGGUACAUGGGUCACCGGCUUAAGUCCAUAAAACCGGACAAGGGGCUCAUGUCCAAGUCCUUGGGCGACCCGUACAUUGGUUGGGCGACCUUCGUGGAAGAUGUGGUUGUCACCCACCAGACGCGAAGUGGAUUACCCGAAGAGACUUUCCCAAACUAUGACCUCUGGGAGAACCCUUUGACGCCUUGCAUGUGUAGAGCCUGACUUUGAUAACAACUUAGAACAUUCAAUGUCAGAUAAUUGGUACAUGGAUCUGCUUCUUGAGCUUGAGGUAAGCAGCUUUAGAAAUUUCGAGUUGCUCUUCCAUGAAUCUAAAACGAGUGAGGAUACUUGCAAAACAUAGUUCAUACAAGUUUAGGAGGCAAGUGAAGGCAUGGCACGGGCUGGUGUGGUGGAGGAUACAAAUCCGGCCGCUAAAAGACCGUGGUGGGAUAGGGUACCUCUCUCUUGUGGGGGAGGGGGAUAGACAGUUUUGUAUUCUAAAUGCCCAGAUCCAUCUUGUUUAUUGGUGUUGUCUCCAGAUAGUUAUGAGAUUUAGUCAGUCCAGAAACGACAGCUUCUUUUC